This is a messenger RNA of Bombyx mori (domestic silkworm), 1978 nucleotides long. RefSeq lists its product as uncharacterized. The coding region runs from base 366 to 1133 and encodes 255 amino acids. NCBI's taxonomy places the organism in Eukaryota, Metazoa, Arthropoda, Insecta, Lepidoptera, Bombycidae. The record is from RefSeq and is a predicted model, not a curated record. The transcript has 4 exons.
CUUACAGAGGAACUAGUUAUUAAAGGUAGUCCUAAAGGUAUGACCUAUCGGUUUUUCAUAAUUUUGCUGAUGAUGAUAAGAGGUGUGCAGCAAUACGACCACAAAGGCCUGUCUGCUUUUUAUAUACAUAGAUGUGCUAGUACCUACAUCAUUUGAAUUCAUGUCUUACGAGGAGCAAAAUUGAAAAUGGUAAAAAAAGUUACGAAUUUCGCGAGAAACAACUUGCGCGUUACGCACGUCUUAUAUAAACAUAAAUCGAUAGAACUUAACAUGCGCGUCGUCUACGGAGUUCAUUUCGUUCGGGCCAUGUGCAAACAAUGGUCGUUAUCUUUGCUGGCGAUUCCCUAACGACAUAAACCAACCAAAUGUUUGAUAGAACAAAGAAAUGUAAACUCUCGCAUAAGAUGAUGAUACGCCUUAAUAAUUUUUUGUACGUUUUUAAUUUGCGCCAAGGUACAAUUCUGAUUGCCGUCCAUCAGAUUGCGCUUUCUUCGUUUAUUUUGAUAAUCUUAUUGGUUGGCAUAUCUCACGUUGGAGAAAUGUUAAACAUGCUACACAACGACAUGGAAGAUGAUGCAGAAAGGCGAGGAUUUUAUGAAGUAGCUUACGGCGAUAAGCUCACUUUUCAUGAAGGCGAAGUUACAAGCAGAAACAAUCAGCGGCGUUUUGCGAAAGCUCAGCAUCUUGCUUCAGUUACAGUGAUAUUCCUGUAUACAAGCACCAUCUUGACCUCGAUAUACCUAAUGUGUUGUAUCUCACUGCUGCAUGGCGCAGUUAAGUACAAACGCGAGUAUGUUCUGCCCUGGAUAAUGGCGGCUUGUGUCGGAGUCGUGUUGCUGAUCGUUGCCAUAGUAGUAGGGGAUGGAUACCCUUGUAUUGUUAAUUUGUUUGGAAGUCAUAACUUUUACCAUUUUGGUUGCGCUCUGUUUGUGCUGACCUUCAUCUAUGCUAUUUGCGCAGUGAGCAGCUUCGCAUUAGAAACGGGCAGCGGGCGAUGUGCUCGAUCUAAUCUGGCCAACAGCGACGAGCGUGGAGAACGCCUAUUGUUACUCGAUCAUGCUGCACACUCAAGCCUGCUUUCUGCCGCACAACUCAAUAAACUCUCAACUGGAACGCGAUCGCAAUUCGUCUAAUUCGUGCUUUUAUAAAACACCAAUUUUCAGAGGUUGAAAAUCUAGCAUUUUAGAAAAUAAAAUAAUAUACAAAUAUGUUAAAACAGGGAUGAUUGCAAAUUGAAAUUAUUUGAGUCAUAGAGAACUUUUAUUAACAUUAAAUUGGAUGCUAAUUGAAUUUCAUUAAAAAAAAGUCGAACCAUUUUUUUUUAAUUUCCAAAGUCAACAUAUAUUGAAGUUUAUUUUAAAAAUGACUUCCCACUAAUAAAAUAUCUUUAAUUCAGAAUAAUUUUAAAAUUAUUACAGUUUCGUUAUCCCUGUUAAAGAUUUCAGUCGCAGGCCAUAAUCUCUUGAAAUAUGAGUUUUAUGUACGUAGUAACUGACGUAAUGUUAAUUACUUUAAAGUGAAAUUAAAUUCCAGAGUACUUUAUUUAGUUAUACUUUUGCCGACCUAAUACUCAUAAAUAGCCACAUUUGUUUGUUAAAAACAUAACAAAAAAAAUAUUUUAUUAAACUAUCAAAUAGUAUGGCUUCAUAAGCAAGCAGUGCCCUAAUAAUACAGAUACAAAUUUUAUGAACAUUAUUUUCUAUUUAAAGCUGUUUACAUAAAUUAAUGUUAAUGUAAUAGUUCAUUUUAAUUUAGGAUAUUUAAAACAAUAUUAACCUGCAAAAGAGCACAAAUGGUGGACUAAUUUCUAUUGAUAAAUUUAUUUUUGGUAUGGCUUUAUAAAUAUUAAAGAAAAUAAUUGUAACUUUCAAGUUAUGAAAUAUUUUAUUAUUGCAAGUGCAACAUGUAAUUGUCAUGUUUGGUUACUGUUAUGGUCUAUUCAAAAUGCUACAGCAAAAAUAAAAGUAAAUUAUUUUAU